AUGGAGGGCUUGUUUUUCAACGUUAACGGCGGUUACAUUGAGGGGAUUGUCCGAGGGUAUCGGAACAGCCUCCUCAGCAACCAGAACUACAACAACUUGACCCAAUGCGAGACUAUCGAUGAUGUCAAGCUUCAGCUGGGUCCCGCAUAUGGGGACUUCCUCGCCUCACUUCCUCCCAACCCCUCGACCUCCUCCCUCGCCGGCAAGAUGACCGAUAAGUUGGUUGCAGAAUUCCGCUAUGUUAUCGCUCAAGCUACGGGUUCCAACGCCAGAUUCUUAGAGUAUCUGACUUACGGAUAUAUGAUUGACAACAUUGCACUUCUCAUCACUGGCACUCUACAUGAGCGGGACACCCGCGAGCUCUUGGAACGAUGCCAUCCCUUAGGAUGGUUUGAGACUCUGCCCGUGCUUUGCGUUGCCACCAACAUCGAGGAACUGUACAACUCUGUCUUGAUCGAAACCCCACUGGCUGGAUACUUCAAGGGGAGCCUUAGCCACCAGGAUCUCGAUGAGUUGAACAUCGAAAUCGUUCGCAACACCCUCUAUAAGAACUACCUCGAGGACUUCCACAACUUCGUCAACACCCACCCAGACUUUGCGGGAACUCCCACGCAAGAAAUCAUGUCUGAGAUUCUGCAGUUUGAGGCAGACCGGCGUGCAAUCAACAUCACCUUGAACUCUUUCGGUACCGAGCUUUCGAAGCAGGAACGGAGAAAGCUGUACCCCGAGUUCGGCAGGCUCUAUCCCGAGGGAUCGCUGAUGCUCUCCCGGGCUGACGACCUUGAGGGUGUGUCACUCGCUGUCAGCGCCGCUGCAGACUACAAGGCCUUUUUUGACGCCGUGGGCUUGACUCAAAACGGCGGCGGAGGACUUGGUAUGGGUGGAGGCGGUUCGGAUGGAAAGAGUUUGGAGGAUCUGUUCUACCAAAAAGAGAUGGAGAUGUCGAAGGUUGUGUUCACUCGCCAAUUCACCCCGGCCGUGGUCUAUGCGUGGAUGAGGUUAAAGGAACAGGAAAUCCGCAACGUCACCUGGAUCGCCGAGUGCAUCGCUCAGAACCAGAAGGAGAGAAUAGGAAACUUUAUCUCUGUCUUCUAAGCGACCUUUCUCCAUAAUUCCCGUCAUGACAAUCCCCCAUGUUUUUUCUACAUUAUAAACCUCAUCAUAUCCUCCAAACUCCCACACCUCCCUCCCUUCAAUUUCGCUAUUCCAUUGUAUCUAGCUCAAGUUGGUUUUGGUUUUUUGUUUCAUCGUCGUUUAUCGAGUACCCGGUCUCUGUAAUGAGCGCAAAUCUCCCGGCAUAUCCGUGCCGGUUUUUUUUUAACUGUGAUUUCUACUGUCCUUUGCCUAAGGCGUUUGGAGAAUCCUGAUUCAUGUGACAUAGAUGGAGAAAAAUAACUU
Aspergillus wentii DTO 134E9 is the source of this 1398-nucleotide messenger RNA. RefSeq names its product H(+)-transporting V0 sector ATPase subunit d. Gene Ontology annotation, molecular function: proton-transporting ATPase activity, rotational mechanism. Gene Ontology annotation, biological process: vacuolar acidification; proton transmembrane transport; vacuolar transport. The record is from RefSeq and is a predicted model, not a curated record. The transcript is spliced from 4 exons. The coding region runs from base 1 to 1095 and encodes 364 amino acids. Gene Ontology annotation, cellular component: proton-transporting V-type ATPase, V0 domain; fungal-type vacuole membrane; vacuolar proton-transporting V-type ATPase complex. Lineage: Eukaryota; Fungi; Ascomycota; Eurotiomycetes; Eurotiales; Aspergillaceae.